UCACAAGCUCUCCGUGGCAGCUGCCCAGUCAGCCUGCGGAGGGAGAGUUGGACUCCAGCCUGAGUCUCCUUCCGGUGGGGAGGAGGAGGAGGAACAAGGAGGGAGCAGCCAAGCGGCAGCUAUAGCGCGCGAGAGGCGCCUGCACCUUGAGGCUGGGGAGAGCGCCACCCCCACCCCCCACGCCGCCCCGGGCGACUUCUCCGCCCGCCCCACCCUGGAAUGUAACCUGCGGACUGUGCCCCUCCCUCCUUCCCUCCCAGACACGUCCAGAGAUGAACCUGCAGGGGCUGACCCAGGAGCUGUCCUUGUACCUGGAGAGCCAGGUCCCGCAGGGGCUGUGGGCUUCGGGCGUGGGCUGGUCCCUGCUGCUGUGCUUCGGGGUCGCCUACGCCUGCUACUACCUCAGCAGCAUCGCCAAGAAACCUGAGCUGGUGACCGGCAGUAAGAGCUUCCACCACUUUCUACAAGUCUAUUGCCCAGUAGUGAAAGAAACUUACUAUCCCCCUGUGUGGUGCUGGGAGAGCCGCGUCCAGACUCUCCUGCGGCCUUUAAUAACAUCUCGACCGUAUGUGCCAUACAGGAAUGAGCUUAUUAAAGCAACAGAUGGAGGACAGAUUUCCCUGGACUGGUUUGAUAAUAAUGACAGCGUAUCUUGCCCAGAUGCCAGCACCCGACCCACUAUCCUGCUGCUGCCUGGCCUCACAGGGUCAAGCAGGGAAUCCUACAUUCUCCAUAUGAUUCAGCAAAGCAAAGAACUGGGCUACAGGUGUGUGGUUUUUAACUAUCGAGGAAUUGCUGGUGAAAAUCUAUUGACACCAAGGACAUAUUGUGCUUCUAAUACAGAGGAUUUGGAAGCUGUUAUUCAUUAUAUAUGCAGCUUGUACUCCUCAGCUCCAUUGAUGGCAGCAGGUGUUUCUAUGGGAGGCAUGCUUCUUGUAAAUUAUUUGGGCAAAACUGGCACAGAAACACCAUUGAAAGCAGCUGCAGUAUUUUCAGCAGGAUGGAAUGUUUUUGAUUCCGUGGACUCACUGGAAAAACCUGUAAACUGGCUUCUCUUUAAUUAUUAUUUAACUAGCUGUCUACGAUCUUCAGUUAUUAGGCAUCGAGAAAUAUUUCAGUGUUGCUUUAAUAUGAACCCUCACAUGGUUGCUAAGACCAUCAGGGAAUUUGAUAAACAAUUCACUUCUGUCAUGUUUGGCUAUCCUACAAUUGAUGAUUACUAUACAGAUGCUAGUCCAUUUCGUAGACUGAAGAACGUUGGAAUUCCAGUGUUGUGCUUAAAUUCUAUGGAUGAUGUUUUCUCACCAAAUCAUGCCAUACCAGUAGAAAUGGCAAAACAAAAUCCAAACGUGGCCUUGGUCCUUACUUCUUGUGGAGGCCAUAUUGCUUUUCUGGAAGGAUUCUGGCCAAGAAAAUGCACAUACAUGGACAGAGUCUUCAAGCAGUUUGUUCAAGCUGUGUUUGAGCAUGGAAGCAAAAUCCUGAAUAUGUAAUAACUUUAUAGGAUUAUGAUUGCAGCACAGCAUCAAUUUAUGAUCAGGGUAAUUAAAUGUAUUGCACAUCAUUUAGCAAGUAAGCAUGCAAAUGGAUGAAAUCCAUGAUUACAAAGCAUAGUUUUCUUAGAUACCUAGCAAUAAUGUUAUUUUUGUAUGUUUGUUUUAAUAUGCCUUAUAAGUAUAAUAUUAAAUGAAAAGAGCACUUUGCACACAUGAAAUUGCACAUAACAAAAACAUUAAACAGAUGCUUUCACAAGUUAGUUUUGAAAAAUGUAACUAAUUCAUAUUUAAGAAUCUGUUCUGAUGACUUGUUCAUAUGUACUUAACAUUCAAAAAGUAAAUUCUGCUGAAAUUCUCUAAUGAGUUUACUUUUAAGGGCAUUAAUUGUGGAAAUGCACUAGAAACUUUUAUAAAUAAUAUAAAAUAGUGGUUCAAAGCCAUGUUUAACUUUAGCCAUGAACUGCAGUAGGAUUGCUGAUUACACUUAUUAUACCCUGUGAGGAUAUUUAAAGCACUGUUAAUUUUUGUCAAAGCCAUAUAUGUCCUUGCUUUUUUAACAUUGUUGCUUGUCAUAUAGCCUUUAUAUUUUUACAAGCUGUUUUACGUUGAAACUCAGAGGGGAAAUAAAUUACAUUUUUAAAGCA
Messenger RNA from Sphaerodactylus townsendi, 2140 nucleotides. RefSeq names its product abhydrolase domain containing 3, phospholipase (gene ABHD3). The coding region runs from base 273 to 1493 and encodes 406 amino acids. Gene Ontology annotation, molecular function: glycerophospholipid phospholipase A1 activity; acetylesterase activity; A2-type glycerophospholipase activity. Gene Ontology annotation, biological process: medium-chain fatty acid catabolic process; phosphatidylcholine metabolic process; medium-chain fatty acid biosynthetic process. The record is from RefSeq and is a predicted model, not a curated record. Lineage: Eukaryota; Metazoa; Chordata; Lepidosauria; Squamata; Sphaerodactylidae. The transcript is spliced from 9 exons.